Drosophila hydei is the source of this 577-nucleotide messenger RNA. RefSeq names its product V-type proton ATPase 16 kDa proteolipid subunit-like. Gene Ontology annotation, biological process: proton transmembrane transport. Gene Ontology annotation, molecular function: proton-transporting ATPase activity, rotational mechanism. The coding region runs from base 68 to 547 and encodes 159 amino acids. The record is from RefSeq and is a predicted model, not a curated record. Lineage: Eukaryota; Metazoa; Arthropoda; Insecta; Diptera; Drosophilidae. Gene Ontology annotation, cellular component: proton-transporting V-type ATPase, V0 domain. The transcript has a single exon.
GUAAAUAAUGGGAUCAGUUCAGUAGGAUAUUGUAUAGUACUUGCAUGUGUUAUAAAUAUUUUAAAAAAUGUCUCGCAGUCCAGAAGCGACAAUGGAUCAGCCGGUUUACGCCUGCUUCUUCAGUGUGAUGGGGAUUACCGCGGCAAUUGUCUUCACGACUCUGGGAGCAGCUUAUGGAACGGCUAAGUCAUCUUUGGGCAUUGCCUCGAUGUCGAUAAAACAUCCGGAACUGAUAAUGAAAGCGAUUAUACCAGUUGUUAUGGCUGGCAUAAUUGCUAUCUAUGGUCUGGUUGUCGCUGUUCUACUGGCCGGCUCGUUGUCCCCACUGUACAGCACCUUUAGAGCCUUCCUCAAUUUGGGCGCUGGCAUUGCUGUUGGUCUCUCGGGACUGGCUUCUGGCUUUGCCAUUGGAAUUGUGGGCGACGCCGGCGUCCGUGCUGCUGCGAUGCAGCCGAAACUUUUUGUUGGCAUCGUUUUAAUUCUCAUCUUUGCCGAAGUCUUGGGUCUCUAUGGCCUAAUUGUGGCCAUCUACUUAUUUACCAAGUAACACGAACGAAGAAUUAAAGAAUAAUUUAUA